UUAACAAUUCGUGAUUAUCAUACGAAUAAGCCUUCAACAUCACGUAUAAACCAUAGAUAUUGGUUUAUGAGUUUUUUACCGCUUUGUCCAUUGGUAUAGAAAGUAUUCGGAAAAAUAGACACCGGAUGCACAAAUAUGCACAGGAGAUCGUCGGCGGUCGGAGUUUCUACGAAGUCUUGAGAUGUUUUGACUACAAGACCAAUAUCGGAUUAUCGUGUAGUCAACAUUAAUUUUUCAUCAUUUUAAGAUGAUUCAUAUCUGUUUUUGAAAUACAAAAUGACAGCCCGCUGGUCGGUAAUUUAAGAGCUUCGCAUUCCACGAUAGAUCAUGCAUGACCCGUCGAACAAACGUCAACGUAACUAAAGAAUUUGCAAAAGACAGAGACUGUCAAACUGCCCAGACAAGUAAUUUGUAAAGGAAACGAUCAAAAUAUUCGCAAAGCAAUUAAAUUCUUUUCAAACAAGGCGGCAAAAGAGCAGAGUAGCUGCGUGAAGCAAUCACAAGAGAUAUGGACAACCAAAGUGAUGUGAUCCACUGCGAUGGUCUGUACAUUACUUAUUACUCAAAAUAUCCGGCCAAAGGCCCGGAGUUUGUGAUCAACGUUUUCAUUAUCGCAGCCAAUGUUCUCUUAAGCAUAUUGGGAAGUGUCGCCAAUAUGGCAAUAAUGAUAUCAUAUUAUCGAAACAAACGACUUCGCUCGGAACACACGAUGUUGUUAUGCAUCCUUGCAACAAUUGACUUUACGAUUACCGCAGUCCUUCAGCCCCUAUUUGUCGUAAAACGAUUCUCCGUUAUUCUAGGAACAUUCGACCACUGUAAACUGUCGAAUAUGAUCAGUCUAUUUUCACUUGUAUGUAUUAACAUCUCCAUGCUUCUACUGAUAUUUUUUGUUGAGAGAUUCAUCGCUUUGCGUUUUUCAUAUCGCUACAAACUUAUUGUGACCAGGUCGCGUAUAGCUAUCGCAGUCUUUGGGGCUUGGUUACUAGUGUUAGGAAUGGUUUUUCUACAGAUAUUCCGCGAUAAGCCCACUCCAUUGUAUCUGUUGUAUGCGAUAUUGACCGUUAUAACGGUUUUUGUAUGCCUGUCGCUCGGUUUAUGGACGGAAAAUUUACUACGUCGUCAUCGCAAGACAAUCAAACGAACCCAAACCGCUUCACUUUCACAGGCCCAGAUCAAAGCACGAAAGAAGACGAAGCGACUAACAAGAACGGCACAACUUAUCAGUGCAACGCUUUUGGCGUGUUACAUUCCCAGCGCUAUCGCUGCAACUUAUGAAGUCUUGUAUGAUGAAAAGAACCUUUGGUACUAUGAAAUUGUGCGUCCGUGCGUGAUCACCUUGUUUUACAUCAAUUCGGCACUUGAUCCUUGUGUGUUAUUAUGGAGAAAUCAUGACAUGAGAAAGACCGCCACUCAUCUUUUUGACAAUACGCGUUGGUUAAGCUCAACAACCUUUCAUUAAAUCAUCUCUGCAACUCAAUUCACGCAACGCAACUCGAAACUACCAAAGGGAGCGUCAAUUAUCACUUUAAAACGUGUGGUCCCGAGAAUACGGUUCGCGUUAGCUACUGUAUGUGUAAGAAUAACGUCCAAACUUACUCUUUCUUGUAGUCAGGUGUAGUAUUGAUUUCUUUAUCGUCCUCUUGCUCGCGUGGAUCUUUGAGAACGAAGUCAACUGUAUAAUGAAACAAAUUACUUUCGUGAAACUGUGAUUAAGAGAGGAUUGCAUGAGGUAACGAAUAAAUGAUGUAGAAUUGCAUAUAACGAACCUAUAGCUUUCUUCACACUUAGUAAAUAAUCUUCACGCAUUUCAUCGGAGAGAUUUUCAAUACUAAGAUCACGACCAUCCUGUAAUUAAAUGGAAAACACCUGAAUCUUCUUCAUCAAUAAAACAUGGCUGGCUGUUAAACACUUUAA
This is a messenger RNA of Xenia sp. Carnegie-2017, 1914 nucleotides long. Its product is annotated as lysophosphatidic acid receptor 4-like. Lineage: Eukaryota; Metazoa; Cnidaria; Anthozoa; Malacalcyonacea; Xeniidae. Gene Ontology annotation, biological process: G protein-coupled receptor signaling pathway. Gene Ontology annotation, molecular function: G protein-coupled receptor activity. Gene Ontology annotation, cellular component: membrane. The record is from RefSeq and is a predicted model, not a curated record.